This is a messenger RNA of Colletotrichum destructivum, 1363 nucleotides long. RefSeq names its product Putative methyltransferase type 11, 18S rRNA (guanine(1575)-N(7))-methyltransferase Bud23. Gene Ontology annotation, cellular component: nucleolus. The record is from RefSeq and is a predicted model, not a curated record. Bases 155 to 1006 code for a protein of 283 amino acids. Gene Ontology annotation, molecular function: rRNA (guanine) methyltransferase activity. Gene Ontology annotation, biological process: rRNA (guanine-N7)-methylation. The transcript has 2 exons. NCBI's taxonomy places the organism in Eukaryota, Fungi, Ascomycota, Sordariomycetes, Glomerellales, Glomerellaceae.
GCGAAUUUUGAGGAUUUUCCCCCGACACAAAAUUCACCGCCCGACUCUUGGAUGCGCCGGCGCGAAGACUGAGUGUACUGUAUGGAUUGAAGGAACUACAGUGGCCUCCUGAUUCGCAUACCUGAAGCCAGUCUACUACCAGAAUUCGCCCAUCAUGUCGCGCCCUGAGGAUACCCUCGCGGCCGACAUCCACUACAAUGACACCGAAGCCCGCAAGUACACGACGAGCUCCCGUAUCCAAAACAUUCAGGCGUCCAUGACCCGCCGCGCUCUUGAGCUUCUCGACCUCAAACACCCCUCCCUGAUCCUCGACGUCGGCUGCGGCAGCGGCCUGUCCGGCGAGAUCCUCUCCGCCGAGGGCCCGGAAGACGGCGGGCCGCACACCUGGGUUGGUAUGGAUGUCUCGCCCUCGAUGCUCGACAUCGCGCUCCAGCGUGACGUCGAGGGUGACCUGCUCCUCGCCGACAUCGGCCAGGGCGUGCCCUUCCGCGCCGGCUCCUUCGACGCCGCCAUCAGCAUCUCGGCCAUCCAGUGGCUCUGCAACGCCGAGAGCAGCGACACCUCCCCCGAGGGCCGCCUCACACGGUUCUUCAACGGCCUCUACGCCUCAUUACGCAGAGGCGGCCGUGCCGUCUGCCAGUUCUACCCCAAGAACGACACCCAGCGCAACAUGAUCACCCAGGCCGCUGUCAAGGCCGGCUUCGGCGCCGGUCUCCUCGAGGACGACCCGGAAACCAAGAACGUCAAGCUCUACCUCGUGCUGACCGUCGGCGGCACCGCCGAGGGCGGCCGCGGCGGCGACAUCACCAACGUCGUCGACGGCAUGGACAACGUCGACGUCGAGGAUGCGCGGAGGAAGGCCAACGCACAGCAGAGCGGCAAGGGCGACAUCAAGAAGGGCAGCAAGGCGUGGAUCGUCAAGAAGAAGGAGCAGAUGGAGAGGAAGGGCAAGGUCGUCAAAUCCACGUCCAAGUACACCGGACGGAAACGUAGGGUUGCCUUCUGAAAGACAACCGGAACCAGGGCCCGGGAUGGUUUGUUGCGAAGUGUCGCAUGGCAUGGCGUUAAAUGGAUACAGGAAAACAUUGCUAUUUCAGAUAUUGAAUGCGGAUCAGAUACCCCUAGUCGAACACCAGACGGCCAUUUGCUUCUGUCGUUGUCACUUUGCUCUCGCAUUCUUAACGGACACGAGAACUCACGGCGUUAGUCAUGGACAGCACUGGUAUAUCUUUCAGGGGUACAAACCACUGGCGAGAAACCAAACUGGGUCCAGCGGUCCCGUCUUGCUGCAUGUGCGGUGAAAAUGCUACGUGGGGGGAGGGCACAUUAAGUAGUCGACCAGAGCCCUUGAUUGGGCGUCAAU